Molecule: messenger RNA, 1327 nt
Organism: Stylophora pistillata
Lineage: Eukaryota; Metazoa; Cnidaria; Anthozoa; Scleractinia; Pocilloporidae
Source: RefSeq, a predicted model, not a curated record
CUCCACAAUAUGGCGGAUAAAGAUAACAUCUCCUUUCGCCGUUCACGAAAAUGAAUUAGGCGAGAGGAAUAAAAGAAGAGACCGGUGCAAUUCUUACCAGUUUGUGCCGAAGAAGAUUAGACGUAAGAGAUCAAAGAAGACAUCUGAUUUAAGUACUACAGUCACCACCUCGACUGGUCAAGAUGAUAAUUUUCGAAAAUCCUCAGCAGGCGUUGCAACCUAGACCAAUUUUAGAUGAUUUGCUGAUAUAAAGAAAACUGUUUUUUUCAUGAGUUGUGAUGAAUCACAGUGAAAGUGGAUGUUUUUGAUGAUGAAAUCAUAGCAGAUGGGGAAUUACAUUCUGCUUCAUUCACUGAUCCAUGCCUGUUACCUCAGAGUUUGUGUACAUGUUAGAGCUGUUGAAUGGCAAUGCUUUUACCGUCAUUGGCAGCAAGAUUUCUUUGUUCACUUUUCCCGAUUUUGAUACAGUUACAAAGAAAUUGCUUGAAGCCAAAUAUGUGAUUGUUGAAAGAGAACCCAGGGAUAACAUUUGGAUCUAUCAUUGCAAAUGUGUUGAAGGCACAAGGCAAACAGAUUAUUUGCAGUCACUGCCAUCAACAGUCACAGAAUAUAGUUUAACUGCCACUAGUUCUGUUUAUGAGAAUUGCAUCCAUAUUGAAGCCCCUGAAAAGUUGAUGGAAAGCUUUGACAGGGAAAACAAUGUCCCCCCUUCACUUGCUAGAGAUGCAUAUUCUCACGAUCAGACUUACCAAGAGGAACAUUAUGACUUAUUGCCUUUGAAUGGGAAUAAUUUUACCAUUUUUGUACAUGGAAAUAAACAGCAUGGAGUAGUUGGCCUCCAGGGUGCAGUUAUCACUUGCUUUAUCUGCGAUCACUAGCGUCGCAACUGUGAACAUGUAACAAAAGUAGCAGAAUCUGAGGAAACACAAAAUGCCUGAUUUUCUGGUCGAUUUCUUUGCUGAGAGAAAAACUCGAGAGUCUACUGAAUCAGUUGCAGCAGCCACCACUCGCUUACAACCUCUCCCGUUAUCCUCACCGGGACACCUUCAACAGUCAGGCAGCAGAACAAGCCAAUUCAUACUUGAAGUCUCUCAAAGGAUCCUUGUCAUACAAGAACGAAAAGAACUUCAUGACUCAUAGUAAAUUUUUCAUUUGGUAUCGAAAUUCGCUGGGGCGUAAGCAGCUCGAGUCCCAAAGGUGUAGCAAUGUAAUUUGCGGUGAGUCUUAUCGCUAAAUUUUAGGAACUUUUCUAUUAAAAAAGAAACAACAACUUUGAGUUUAACUUUACAAGACAUGUUUCGACAUUCUCAUGUCAUCUUCAGUUGCA